GAUCCUCAAGGCGCUGUUACGAUUGCCCGAGAAUAAGAGAUGCGCAGUCUGUGAUACUUUGGGGCCUCAGUACGUUGUGGUCAACUUCAGUACGUUUGUCUGUACGAUUUGCAGCGGAGUGCACCGGCAAUUCAGCCAUCGAUGCAAGGGCAUAUCUAUGGCAACGUUCAAGCCAGAAGAAAUUCGGGCUCUUGAAGAGGGUGGCAAUGGGGUUGCUCUGGCAUGCUUUCUUGCGAAGUGGACCCCCAGAGACGCUCCAAAGCCGGUGGACAGGAACGUUGCAAAGAUCCGCGACUGGAUUGACCUGAUUUUUGUGAAAAGGCGCUAUUACAGCAAGGACAUUGCAUAUGUGCCACCAGUGUCCCGCACACAGUCCACCAGCAGUGCUCGAUCUACUGCCUCUCGCGAGAAUGACAUGAGCUUGAAGAUCGGAGCUGGGUUCUCCAGCAAUGGACCCGUGUCUCAGGGGCCCUCAGAGACAGCGCGCACGACAUCAGAGGCCGGCAGCUUGAUUGAUCUGGAGCUGUCGCCGAGCACGGCGGCCCCUGUUGCCAAUGUGGCCCAGCCCAGCAAUGUUCCGGCAGCCCAACCUGCCAUGCCAGCCCACAAUGGAUGGGACACAUUUGGGAACUCCGCGGGUAGUGCACCCGCGGUGGCGCCAGCUGCGCCUGCAAUUCAGCAGCCGCAGGAGGAGGGGUGGUCCACCUUUGAGGAGCCCAGGGUGUCCACCACGCCUGCGCCUGAAGUCAGCACAAGCAGCAGCGCGAGCGGUGCUUUCCACGGAUGGCAGGCCUUUGACACUCCCCAGCCGCCGACUCCUCCGCCCUCCACCGUGCCAGAGCCCCCUUCGCCCCAUGGCCCUGUCAUGAAGGAGCUGCCCAGCGAUCUGUUCUCGGAGAUGGUUGCUCCGCAGCCCAAGGUGCAGCAGCAGAUGCCAGGGGCGCAGCCAUAUAGGCAGCUGGGCACCCCGCUGGGGCAGGCAGGCCUGCUGGUGCACCCCGGCUUUGCGCCUGGUAUGAUGGCAUAUCCCCUGCAGCCGGGCGCUGUGCCGCCGGGCUACCUCAGCCUUGACCAGCACUACUUCCUGUCCAGCCCUGGCGUCGGCGCCGCGCCUCCUGUGCAGCUUGUGGCGGACGCGCCAGGCCCCGGCAGCAGCCCUGCAGCAGCGGUGUCGCAGCCUGCACCUCCCCCAGAGAACGACGUCUUCUCAAGCCUGGUCCCUGGCUUGCGAAGCACCCUUCCCACCGCGCAGUUGCCGCCGCCAAUCGCUGCGGCCCCCACAGCCUCCUUCACCGGCGGCGCGUCGCCGUAUCUGCCGCAGUAUAACGCCGCUCAGCAGCCUCUGCAAUUCCAGCCUUACGGCGCCAUGGGCAUGCAGCAAUACGGACAGCCGGCAGCCGCACAGAGCAACGGAGGGUUUGAGGGUGCCCACAGCAGUGGCGACCCCUUCUUCCAAGGCACAGCGCAACCGGGCAGCAGCUUUGCUGGCGGCCUCCCAGGGCAUGCAGCAUUUGGGGCGCCUUCAGAGGCGAGGCCCAAACGGGCAGGCGGCAAUCCAUUCGCGUGAGGCCGAGGUUGACAGAAGGGGUAUUGUCUCUGUGGGAGUCGCUCAGUGGGGGUAUCCUGCUCAUUGCUGUCUGAGAAUGUAACUGUUAGCGUGUCUUUAGGGUCUUGUCCAGGAACAUUGCCUGCUUGAACUCCUCAGAACUUGGAUAUAGUUUGGCGCUUUUUCAAAUAUGCUCCCCAGUUUGAAACUUUAUGCCUGGGGUACCAUAGUCACUGUCUGAUCGAGGAUUCUAAUAGAUUGUAGUUGCAGUCUCCGAGAGUCUGACGGUAAGCACUGUGCAGCAGCCGGCUCAGCUGGCUGCUGCAGUGCCAUUGUGUGCUUGUUGUCCUAAGCGCGUCAUGUACCUUAUCAUGGUGGCACCGAUUCCUCAUUGUGAACCACUGUUCUAGAUG
This is a messenger RNA of Coccomyxa subellipsoidea C-169, 1959 nucleotides long. RefSeq lists its product as hypothetical. The transcript has 9 exons. The record is from RefSeq and is a predicted model, not a curated record. NCBI's taxonomy places the organism in Eukaryota, Viridiplantae, Chlorophyta, Trebouxiophyceae, Coccomyxaceae. Gene Ontology annotation, molecular function: GTPase activator activity. Bases 158 to 1567 code for a protein of 469 amino acids.